GUGGAAUUCCAUUAGAAAUGGAGAAGCUUCUUCUGCUGUCGAUCCUGUGUCUGAUCACAGCACCCAGUACCCCUACCCACGCGAUUAAGAUUGGAAUCUCCCACAACGACAACACCACGGCCGCACCCACACUCACUCCCCCAAGCACUACGGAACCAGGAACCUCGACUACGACCACACCUGUGCCGGUAUCCUCGAUGACCGAUCUGGCUAGCUCUAUGAGCCCCUUGCCAGAUGUGGCCACCAGCACUCCCAGCAACACUUUUCCACCACGACCCCAACAGAAGCCCAAGGCCACAGGUGCACCAAAAACCACAACUCCUGCGGAGGUUGCCCCUGCCGAAGCACAGCCCUUGAAUGCCACUGAGACGCCCAAGAUUUCAAAGAACUUUCCGGAUGACUCGUUCUAUUUUUGCUCUUGUGAUCUGCGGUCGAAGAUGUGCGAUCUGAAUUGCUGCUGUGAUCGCGAUUGUCCCACCGAGACCAGGCAGGUCUUUAGCUGCCUGAAGGUGUCGGCUCCGCCGCAGCUGCUCUCAAGAUUGGAGGACUUUCAGUAUACCCACGGCCUGCCUACCUGCCAGAUCAACGAUGGAUGGCUUUGUGUCUUUCGAAGCAACACAAAGCCAGCCAAAAUGAAGCCGAAGAUCAAAACCUUUGACGCCUCGCAGUACAAGAAAUGGCCAGACCCACUGGGAUCCUAUGAGACGGAGCCCGCACUGCCGCCAUUCUUGUCAUCGCUGUACAAACUCGGACAACCCUUGCAACUGUGGCACCCAGAGAGCAAGCAGUGGACCACCUUUGAUCUUCCCACGGCGUACGAGAGUUCCCAGUGCCACCUGAAGCAGCUCAUUCGGCACCUGCAACCGAUGGUCAGCAAUUGCCUGAUGAGAGAUCAGGCUCAAUUGCAGGAGAGUGUGUGGGCGAUACUCAAUCUGACUGCAAGCCAUCGAUUGCUGCCGAAGCCAAGAGACUUGGAGGAGCAGGAAGUGGACUCCCUGAAUAUACAAGUAUGUCAGAAAUUGGACAAUGGAAGAGUGCUUUGCCCCGAGUCGGGAAACGACACACAGUGGGAUAUUCCCGUGGAGAGUCUGGAACUUCAACUGAUCCACAACUUUACAAACAUUCUGGAGGCAAAACUUUUGAUCAGCGAAGCUCCUGGAGAUGAGGAUGACACGGAACCCAUUUGGAUGCACUACGCGGUCACAUUUGCCACUGUAAAUGAAUCGCUUGCGAAGCCCAGCUCGGGUCCACUGGGCUACCUAGCCGGCUCCCCCGUAAUCCUAUCGAGAAUGCUGCCACAAAACACCAGCGAGGACCAGCAGCUCCUGAGCUACUUUCAUGCCAGAAACGAUGACCCAGACUACCAUUGGCUGCCGCUCUUCUCCAGGAAGCCUCGCAGCGGAAACUGUCAACGGAAAUUGGAUGAAGAACAGGUCCUACGCUUCGGAGUGGAUCUUGCCAAGCAAUGUCUGCUGCAUCAGGCAGCACCACUACUCCAAGAAAAUGCCAAUCACACCGAGUUCUGUCAGAGCCUCCAGGCCGAGAUCUGGAAGAAGCUACUGCCCCACAACUGCAGCAGCCUGGACGAGAUGACCCAAGUCUUUGUGUCACAGCUGGGAAGACCGCACCCGGAGAGCUGGAUCCCCAUACAGCUCCAUUUCGAGGAGAACGGCCAGGAAGUGCCACCCGUUCAGGGCUUCUACGAUGAAGUGCAGCAGAGUCUGAGCUGCCGGAACAUGUUCCUAAGCGUCGGCUACGAGUUCCAUGUGGCAGACGUGGCCUUGCUCGAGGGACGAGUGCCGCAUCAGAAUGUCCUGCAGUAUGCCAGGAUCGUCCUCGGGCAGAGACACGACCUGGAGUUCGAUGGCAGCGAACAGCAUGUGGAGCUGCCGCUGGGCGUCUCGGCCAUGUUCUACAAUCUAGAGAAGAAUCGACCAAAUGGCGCCGCAACUGUGAUCGCCUAUCACAUCGUAGUGCUUACGAUGCUUCUUUUCUGGAUGGCCCUCAAAGAUAUUCAAGGCAGAUCUCUAGAGAUGAAAGAAUAUUUAAUUUAGAUUAACAUUUGUAAAACAAGAAAAGUAAAGGCUAAAACGACA
Molecule: messenger RNA, 2096 nt
Organism: Drosophila miranda
Lineage: Eukaryota; Metazoa; Arthropoda; Insecta; Diptera; Drosophilidae
Product: tectonic
Exons: 1
Coding region: 18-2054 (678 amino acids)
Biological process (GO): cilium assembly
Cellular component (GO): ciliary transition zone
Source: RefSeq, a predicted model, not a curated record